Copidosoma floridanum is the source of this 492-nucleotide messenger RNA. RefSeq names its product dynein light chain Tctex-type protein 2-like. Gene Ontology annotation, cellular component: cytoplasmic dynein complex; cytoplasm. Gene Ontology annotation, molecular function: dynein intermediate chain binding. The record is from RefSeq and is a predicted model, not a curated record. NCBI's taxonomy places the organism in Eukaryota, Metazoa, Arthropoda, Insecta, Hymenoptera, Encyrtidae. Gene Ontology annotation, biological process: microtubule-based movement.
AUGCCGACGCAUAUUGAAAUCAUUGACAAAACAAGUGGUGAGAACAACCAGAUGCAGAUGGUUAAAUACCAGAAUAGUUAUAGACUUGACUCUAAAAAUGUAUUUAGGCCGGAUACAGUGGCCAAACUCGUAGAGGCGAUUAUGACGGAAAAUUUUGAAAAUUUUACCUACAAUUACAAAGAGUCAGUUAAAAUGAGCGUUGAUACUGCAGCUGAAAUCAGGAAAAAAAUUCAAACACUACAGUUUGAUAGACGCCAGUACCAUGGUCACAUGGUGCCAACUUCCAACUUCGGCCGAGAAAAAAAGAGAAGUCGACAAGCCAAGUACAAAGAGACACUCCGACAGAAGUUGGCCAACGACGAAAACCUCCACGAAAAUCGUCACUUUUGGAGGACAAAAAGGAAGAUCCAGCGAAGCAGAGACGGACAGUUAUGUCCCGCCUGGCCUCAUCUUCAAUGCCUUUGUCCUAUUGGACUAUGCAGGGAAAAAUGA